Messenger RNA from Geosmithia morbida, 1797 nucleotides. Its product is annotated as 2',3'-cyclic-nucleotide 2'-phosphodiesterase/5'- or 3'-nucleotidase, 5'-nucleotidase family. NCBI's taxonomy places the organism in Eukaryota, Fungi, Ascomycota, Sordariomycetes, Hypocreales, Bionectriaceae. The coding region runs from base 1 to 1797 and encodes 598 amino acids. Gene Ontology annotation, molecular function: hydrolase activity. The transcript is spliced from 2 exons. Gene Ontology annotation, biological process: nucleotide catabolic process. The record is from RefSeq and is a predicted model, not a curated record.
AUGAAGCCGACAAUUAUUUCGCUCGUCGCGAGUCUUGGUGCUUUCGCCAGCUUUGCCGCGGCCGAUGAUGUGUUAUACAGCCGUCGCGCCAGCCAUUUGAAUCGCCGAUUCAUUGACGAGCAAGGCAAUUGGAACGUUUCAUUCUUCCAUAUCAAUGAUGUCCACGCCCAUCUUGACGAGUUCAACGACUCGGGGACUGACUGUGAGGAGCCUGAAGAGGGCUGCUACGGUGGCUACGCUCGUAUCAAGACCAAGGUCAACGAGCUCAAGCAGGCGCAUCCCGAUCACCUGUGGCUCAAUGAUGGAGACGAAUUUCAGGGUACCCUCUUCUACUCCUACUAUGGCCCGGAGAAGAUUGCCGAGACAGUCAACGACCUGGGUUUCGACAUUGGCACGCUGGGCAACCAUGAAUGGGAUGGUGGCGAUGAGGAGCUCGGUCGCUACAUUGAGAACCUGACCUUCCCCAUUGUUUCGUGCAACGUCAAGAGCGAGUACCCACUCUUGAAGAACAACAUCAAGAACUACCACAUCUUCGAGGACAAGAACCUUGCCGUCAUCGGCGCCACCACCGACGACACACCAACAAUCUCCAGCGUCGGUAAGGAGACCAAGUUUCUCGACCCCAUCGAGGAGGUCCAGAAGUCGAUUGAUGAGAUUCGUGAGAAAUAUCCCGACGUCAAGUACAUUGUCGCCCUGACUCACAUCGGCUACGAUGUUGACCAGGAGCUUGCCAAGAAGACCGAAGGUCUCUCCCUCAUCAUCGGUGGCCACUCGCACACACUUUUGGGCGACAUGGAAGAUGCUGAGGGAAAAUACCCUACCAUUGUCGAGGACAAGAACGGCGACGAGGUCUUCAUCGUCACGUCGUACCGCUGGGGUGAGUACCUUGGGUCCAUCAACGUGCUCUACGACACGGACGGAAAGAUCACGGCCUACCAUGGUGCCCCCAUCCACAUGACGAAUACGACAGAGCAGGAUGAGGAGCUACAGGAGAAGAUUGAGUCUUGGCGUGGCCCAUUCGAAGAAUUUGCCGCCGAGGUAGUUGGAACUACAGAUACCGACCUCGUGCAGGAGACCUGUCAGGAUGAGGACUGUCUGCUGGGGCAGGUCAUGGCCGAUGCCAUGCUGGAGUACCGCGUCAACCAGACAGAGGGUUCGGACAGCGAGAAGCCCGACUUUGCCCUUAUCAACGCCGGUGUCGUCCGUGCGGCCAUUAGUAAGGGCAACAUCACCCGCGGCGAGAUUCUUACGUCGUUUCCCUUUGGCAACACCGUCGUCCAGCUCACAUACACUGGCAAGGAGCUUCUCUCCAUCCUCGAGGGCUGCGUCUCCAUGGUAAAUCAGGAGACAAAGGCCGAUAUCAGCUCCUGGUUCCAGAUCUCCGAUGGCCUGGUUGUCGAGUACAACCCCGACAACGUCGCGGGCAAGCGUCUCGUAAGCGCCAAGGUUAACGGUGAGGCUAUCGUCGACGGCCAGAAUUACGAAAUCGUCACUCUGGAUUUCUUGGCCGGCGGAGGUGACAGCAUCCUGGUUGAGACGAGCGACUUUACUACGCUGGACGCCCAAGAUCAGGUCCUCGUCGACUACGUUGAGGCUCACACCCCGCUGAGUCCUAAGCUUGCUAAACGCGUCGUCAAGGUUGACGGGCAGGCCAGUGAUAGCGACAGCGAUGACACUGGUAGCAACAGCGACGAGACAGAUGAGGUUGAGACAACAGAUGGAAAUCAAGAGAGCUCAGCCAACAUGAUUGCCGCCUCUAUGUGGGUUGCCGUGGCAGCAGUCAUGGUGUCCCUGUAA